Cannabis sativa is the source of this 643-nucleotide messenger RNA. RefSeq lists its product as uncharacterized. NCBI's taxonomy places the organism in Eukaryota, Viridiplantae, Streptophyta, Magnoliopsida, Rosales, Cannabaceae. Bases 134 to 364 code for a protein of 76 amino acids. The record is from RefSeq and is a predicted model, not a curated record. The transcript has 5 exons.
AGUUUUUUUCUUUUUUCUUUUUCUUUCCCUCUGCGACAUGGCUCCUAGAAUCAUCACCUUAGAGAACCGUUAAAGUAAAAUUGUGCACUGAGUGGUGAGCUUUGAUUAAAUUGAAGCAAAUGCAAAAGCUUCAAUGGCGUGCUUAGUCUCCUUCACCUUCCUUCUUCCGUUAUCAGCUUCAAAUGUAAUCUACAAGGAGAUGCAUUCAAAGAAUUUAGUUUUGGGCAGAGUUAGAGUCUCAGGCCAACCAUCUUAUAGAACAGUAAUAUGUAAGAUUGGACUAAAUAAUUGGAGCUCGGGACUUGAGAGCUUAAGAUUGUCUUUUGGACAAAGUUUAACAACUUGGGAGAGGAACUCAAUUUGAUGCUAGUGGAUGAGGAUGAUACCGUUGAGGAAGAAAGUCGUUAUUAGUUUAGUCUUAUUCUACUCUUUAGUCUUCUAAUGAAGCUGAUUUUGUAUUUAAGCUAAAAUGGAUGGUCUGGAUGACUUAAAUUAGCUAUGUACUAGAUAGAAAUAAGGAAUGAUGGAUGAUAGGUACUAUUUUGGUAUUUUAUUAACUUAUUAAAUCUGACUAUUCGGUGAUUACAUAACUGUGUGGAUAUUAUUAUUCUUUUAUAUUGAUGAGUGGUCCUGAUUUUGUUAC